AAACUAUAUGUGUUGGUAUUUAAAAAAUCAGUGACACCUCUAGGAGAUUUUAGGAGGAUUCACUUGACCCGAAUAUAAAACUAAACGGGUCAAAUUUCAGAAAGACAAAACUAUAAACACCUAAACUAUUACAAUCUAUUCCCCUUUUCAAGAACCCAAAAGCUCUUCAAUUCAGGUAAAUUUUCCUAAAAUUCUCUUCAAUUUCAAUUCAUAAACCCUAAUAAUGAAACCCCAAAUGCUCAAUUUCCCAAUUUUUGUACAAUCCCCAGAGCUUCAGAUCCCUAAUUAUUGCUUAAAUCUUGAAAACCCUAACCCUAAUUUCACCUUACAAGACCUUAAAUCAUGUUUUCUUGAUAAAACCCAGAAAUCAUUUGGGUUAAUUAAGGAUCUUGUCUAUUUCACUUUUGAUGGUCGACCCAUGAAAGAAUCGACUUUGUUAUGUAGUUCUGGGAUUAGCCCUUUUUCGACGUUGGUCCUACGUUUACGCCUUCGUGGAGGUGGGGGUGAUGGGGGUGCCACGGGAGCGGAGUCCAGGGAUUGUUAUCUUAAGAUGUAUGCAACUAAGAAACCUGAUAAAAUUGACCCUAAUGAGAUUAGGUUGUCUAGGUGGUUGAAUUGUGCAUUGUCUAACGAGCCUUUGAAGCAUCCGGUUGUGGUUGAUAAACUUGGGAAUUUGUUUAAUAAGGAGGCUUUAGUUGAGGCAUUGUUGAAGAAAAGUGUGCCUAAGCAAUUUGGGUAUGUUAAGGGAUUGAAAGAUAUGAUUCCGGUUGAGUUGGAUGUGAUACCGGGGAAAGAGGAUAGAGGACUUGGUGAUGGUGAAGGGACGGGGUUUCAGUGUCCGGUAACGGGGUUGGAAUUUAAUGGGAAGUAUAAGUUUUUUGCUUUGAAGGGUUGUGGACAUGUUUUGAGUGCAAAAGCUUUGAAGGAAGUGAAGUCGUCGGCUUGUUUGGUUUGUCACAAGGAAAUUGUGGAGGGUGAUAAAAUUGUGAUUAACGGGAGUGAAGAAGAGGUUGCGGUUUUGAGGGAGAGGAUGGAGGAAGAAAAGGCGAAAUUGAAGGAUAAUAAGAAGGUGAAGAAGGGGAAGAGUGGGGAUGUAGCUGUGAAUGGUGAAGAGGUUAUGGGGGCACCACGGUUGAGCGGGAUGAAACAUGGGAUUGAGGAUAAGGUAGCAGGCAAGGAUGUGAGGAAAGUUGAAGGGAAUGGUAAAGUUGGCAUUAACAGUAAGAUUGAAGUUAAGGAUGUGAAGUGUAGUGCGAGUAACGGGCCAGUGAAGCGGUUCAAGGCUGUUGAUGUAGCUCCAGCUCAUGCUACAAAAGAAGUCUAUGCCUCUAUUUUCACUUCUUCAAGCAAGUCCGACUUCAAGGAGACUUAUUCUUGCAGAUCUUUGCCCCUCGGAAGAAACUAAUAGCUGUUUUUAUUGAGGUGAUCUGCUAGUGUCUUGGACUGGUUUUGUUGUCUUAGAAUGUUGUUUCACGAAAUAUAGUUACAUUCUAGACCACUGAGUCAAAGAUGUUGCCUCUUGCCAUUUGAUUCAGUCGGUACUUUAUUUGUAUUACAUAACAUUGUCAUUGUAAAUUUGAUAUUGCCUUUCAGUGUCUGCUUGAAACGCUUUAGUAGCUUUUGUUCACUCACUUAUGCCCAUUUUCUGUUGAUUUCUUAUAAAAGAUUGGUAGUUCUAGUAA
Messenger RNA from Capsicum annuum, 1682 nucleotides. Its product is annotated as replication termination factor 2. Lineage: Eukaryota; Viridiplantae; Streptophyta; Magnoliopsida; Solanales; Solanaceae. Gene Ontology annotation, biological process: mitotic DNA replication termination; site-specific DNA replication termination at RTS1 barrier. The record is from RefSeq and is a predicted model, not a curated record. Gene Ontology annotation, cellular component: nucleus. Gene Ontology annotation, molecular function: protein binding. The coding region runs from base 224 to 1405 and encodes 393 amino acids. The transcript has a single exon.